This is a messenger RNA of Cercospora beticola, 7116 nucleotides long. RefSeq lists its product as uncharacterized. NCBI's taxonomy places the organism in Eukaryota, Fungi, Ascomycota, Dothideomycetes, Mycosphaerellales, Mycosphaerellaceae. The record is from RefSeq and is a predicted model, not a curated record. Gene Ontology annotation, cellular component: fungal-type cell wall. Gene Ontology annotation, biological process: fungal-type cell wall (1->3)-alpha-glucan biosynthetic process. Gene Ontology annotation, molecular function: alpha-1,3-glucan synthase activity.
AUGGAGUUCAUGGCAUGGAUAAUCGCAUGCUUGUUGCUGGUCGUUCGCACGACAGCGUACAAGUAUGAUCCCGCUCUCACAGAAUACAACUUGAACCAGAAUCAAACAGGCGUGAACCCCCUGGAUUUCUGGGGCGAAUGGACCGGGCACAACUACACAGCAUCGCCUGAAAACUGGCGGUUUCCAUUCUACACAUUGUUCCUGGACCGGUUUGUCAAUGGAGACCCAUACAAUGACAACAUCAAUGGGACAGUAUUCGAGCGAGUCACAGACUCCAAUCAGAUGCGACAUGGAGGCGACCUCCAAGGUCUGGUCGACACCCUAGACUAUUUGCAGGGCAUGGGAAUCAAGGCCCUUUACAUCGCCGGCUCACCGUUCAUGAACCAACCAUGGGUAUAUGACUCGUACAGCCCUGUCGAUUUGUCCGUUCUCGAUCCUCACUUCGGCACUAUCGAGAUGUGGAGGCUUGCGAUUGACGAGAUUCAUGCCCGUGGCAUGUACGUGGUGCUCGACAACACCUUCGCGACACUGGGCGAUCUCAUUGGUUUUGAUGGCUAUCUGAACGAGUCGACCCCAUUCUCGUUGCAAGAGCACAAGGUCUUGUGGAAAUCGUCUCGGAGGUAUAUGGACUUUGACAUUGGUAACGACUACAACGAAACAUGCCAAUAUCCUCGUUUCUGGAACGAGACGGGAUUUCCCAUCGAAGCGGAAUACAAGGACCAAAUGAAGGGCUGCUACAACAGCGACUUCGAUCAAUACGGUGAUACCGAAGCAUUCGGAGUCUAUCCAGAUUAUCGUCGCCAAUUGUCGAAGUUUGCCUCCGUGCAGGAUCGCCUGAGAGAAUGGCACCCUCCUGUCCGCGCGAAGAUCGAGCACUUCUACUGCCUGGCGAUCGCUCAGCUCGAUUUCGAUGGAUACCGCUACGAUAAAGCCAUCCAGUCAACGGUGGAUGCUAUGGCUCUUGGGAGUGCAGCCAUGCGAAGGUGUGCCAGGAAAUACGGCAAAGAAAACUUCUUCAUCGUCGGCGAAGUGACUGGCGGAAACGCAAUGGGAUCCAUUUAUUUCGGCCGCGGACGACAACCUGAUCAGAUUCCUGAGAAUGUGACUGUGGCUAUCGGGUUGAAUCAUAACUCGACCAACGCAUCGCAGUACUAUCUCCGGCCGCAAGAGGAACAUGCAUUGGACGGCGGCGCUUUCCACUACACAGUCUAUCGAACAUUGACCAGAUUCCUGGGCAUGGACGGUAACCUGGAAGCUGGCUACGACGCGCCUCGCAAUUGGGUCGAUCAAUGGAAUACCUUCAUGUUGACAAACGAUAUGGUCAACGCGAAUACUGGGAAAUUUGACCCUCGUCACAUGUUUGGAGUCACUAAUCAGGAUGUUUUCCGCUGGCCAGCUAUCGAGAAUGGCAUUCAUCGACAACUUCUGGGGCAUUUUAUCACGAAUCUGCUCCUACCGGGAGUGCCAAAACUUCUCUGGGGCGAAGAGCAAGAGUUUUACGUGCUUGAUUCGACGAAUGACAACUACAUCUUCGGCCGAAUGCCAAUGAGCACAGCCACCGCAUGGCAAACUCAUGGAUGCUACGGACUUGACUCUACGCAGUAUUACAAGAUGCCCUGGAAUGCCACCAGACACGGGUGUAACGACGACGGAGUGAGCGCUGAUCACCGCGAUCCUUCUGCGCCAGUCCGCAAUAUCCUUCGCCGGAUGUACCACCUCCGGGAGGCGUACCCUGUUCUGACAAAUGGAUUCUUCUUACAGCAGCUCUCUAACCAAACCUGGGACGUAUCUUAUCAAGGUUCAAGCGGAGUCACAACUGAAACUGGACUUUGGAGCGUCUUGCGAUCCGAAUUUGUUGGCAUGCAAAACCUGUCGACCAUUGUUAACGAGACCGACAUACCAACUUUGGUCGGCAGCAACUUUACCGCAAAUGGAGGACGAUAUCGCAACAGCAGCACCAUCUUUCGCGGCAACAGCACUAGAGCGAGCAGAUCAAUUCCUGCGACUCCGGUCUGGCUGGUGUACUCGAACUUGAACACCAGCACAACAUACCACUUCGAUUGCACAGAUAACACAACUGGGUUGAACACGACGUCUUUGAUCGCACCGUAUCCUGCAGGGACGAGAGUCAAGAACCUUUUCCACCCGUACGACGAGCACACUUUAUUGAACAGCACACAAGUUUUCGGGUUCGACAAUUCGACAGACUUCAAUGGAUGUCUAGAAUUACUGACUAUGGCGGCUUAUGACCAUCGUGCUUACGUUCCAAUCAGAAAGUGGAUUGGUCCCAAGCCAAUGAUCACAAAGUUCACGCCUGGACACGACGCACGUCUUCUGUCCUUGAAUGCCGAUCCCACAGCUACCGAAGACGUAAACGUGUCGGUCGAGUUCUCCUCGGACAUGGACUGCGAAAGCGUUACGAACAGUAUCAGCAUUUCGUCAAAAACAGAAAGCAGCGUUUUUGCUUACGUGGACCCGGACAGCGUCAGGUGCGGCUCUUUCGAGAAAGGCCCUACACCUCUGGUAGGCCAUGUGCCUUCCGUUUGGUCGUGGUCUGCGACGCUCAAGGGUGUAGCCAACGGCGUCCAUCGCAUGACAGUCGACCACCCGAGAGCGGCUAUCACCUCGGAUCAGCUUACAAUCAACGCCACCACAGAGGCCCGCGAUCACUUUCUGCUGCGAGUCGGCCAACCGAACAACCCGAUCGUGUUCACCAGAUCUGCUAACUACUCCAGUACACUGCUAGUGAAACAAAAAGACCAGCUGAUGCUGAACCAUUCUGCCCCAGGAUCUGAUCUGUACCGUUACUCGACAGACUUCGGCGGCUCAUUCUCGCAAUGGGCACCAUACCAAGGCGGCCUGAAUAACAUCACUAACACUGGAGACAAUCGCAAGACCUGGGACGGCGAGCACGUCCGUGUUGAGUACUUCAGUCGCUUCGCAGGAUCGAGUAGCCAUGUACAGCAAGCAGAUCUAAGGAGCAAGGCACGCAGGUUUCCUCACAUGCAUUUGAACGGCCCGUACAAUGCCUAUGGCUUCGACGCAGGUCUGGACAACAAGUUUCGUCUCACAGAAGACUACACAUGGUCAAAGACGUAUAUGGCUGAAUGGAGCAACAACGGGUCUGUCACACAAAUCAACAUCUGGGGCAUGAAUCCCGACGGACAGCCCGAUCAGAGCAUGGUCAUGGGAGAUAUCGAUCGUGAUUCCGUCCUGGAUCGACUCCCACCUUCUUCGCUCGCACCCGUCGUCCUGAACAUUACAGCCCCACCACCAAAGCCCUUCAUCGCAUGGAAGUAUGUCGUGGAUGAUGGCAGCCUGAGAUUCCGACUUGAGCCGACCGGCUCGAUGUGGCAGCAACUUGGUCUUUAUCUCACUUUGUGGGUGACCCCACUCAUCACUGCCGCCCUCUCGGUGUGGAUCUUCGUGCGAAGCUUCUACAAGAUCAAGUUCAAUCAAGUCGGAAUCACUGAGAAGCUUGGUCUCAUCCGCUUGCUUCCAUACGGACUAAGAAAGCGACUUCAGCCCAUGCCUGGCGAGGAACGCGAAACCCUCUUGUCCAAGCUCAAGCGCCAAUCACUCAUCUUUUCACGCAAGACUGAAGCUAUUAUGGCUCAGUCCGAAUCCCGACGAAAAGUUCUCAUCGCGACCAUGGAGUACGACAUUGAGGAUUGGGCCAUUAAAAUCAAGAUCGGCGGUCUUGGUGUGAUGGCGCAGCUCAUGGGUAAGAAUCUCGAGCAUCAGGACUUGAUCUGGGUCGUACCUUGCGUCGGAGGUAUCGAGUAUCCAGUUGAUGAAGUCGCUCUACCGAUGACGGUCGCCGUUCUCGGUCAGACCUACAAUGUGAACGUGCAGUAUCACAAACUGCGAAAUAUUACUUACGUCCUCCUGGAUGCCCCAAUCUUCAGGCAACAGAGCAAAGAAGAACCUUACCCAGCCCGCAUGGACGAUCUGGAAUCCGCAAUCUACUAUUCCGCGUGGAACCAGUGUAUCGCACAGGCGCUUGUCCGCUUCCCGGUCGACAUGUAUCAUAUUAACGACUACCAUGGAACAGUCGCACCUCUAUACCUUCUCCCUCGCACUGUUCCAGUGUGCCUGAGUCUUCACAAUGCGGAAUUUCAAGGACUGUGGCCAAUGCGCACGAAGAAAGAGCGCGAUGAGGUUUGCUCAGUCUUCAAUCUACCACCUGACAUUGUUUCCGAAUAUGUCCAAUUCGGCGAAAUCUUCAACUUGCUCCACGCUGGUGCCUCGUAUCUGCGAAUCCACCAGGAAGGUUUCGGUGCCGUCGGUGUGUCAAGGAAGUAUGGAUCACGAGCAUACACCCGUUAUCCAAUCUUUUGGGGAUUGAAGGAAGUGCAAUCACUACAGAACCCAGAUCCUUCUGACACUGCAGCAUGGGACAAGAAAGCUGUCGCCGACAAAGACAUCCGAAUUGACGAGGACUUCGAGCAGCAGCGCCUCGAGUGGCGUGUGCAAGCACAAGAGUGGGCUGGACUUGAGGUCAAUGCCAAAGCCGAGCUAUUCGUGUUCGUGGGACGCUGGUCGAUGCAAAAGGGCAUCGAUCUGAUCGCGGACGCAUUCCCUGCCAUUCUGGAGUCUCACCCUAACGUUCAGCUGAUCGCCAUUGGACCCGUCAUCGACUUGCACGGAAAGUUCGCGGCACUCAAGCUAGACAGGCUUAUGAAUUUGUACCCCAAACGGGUAUGCUCAAAGCCAGUUUUCACAGCUUUGCCACCUUUCGUCUUCUCCGGCGCUGAGUUCGCUCUCAUCCCAUCACGUGACGAGCCCUUUGGCUUGGUCGCAGUCGAAUUCGGUAGAAAAGGAGCGCUGGGCGUAGGCGCACGAGUUGGUGGCCUUGGUCAGAUGCCAGGUUGGUGGUACACGGUCGAAUCUACAACACCAUCGCAUUUGCUUCACCAGUUUAAGGAUGCCAUUCGUGGCGCCAUGAGCUCAUCGCAGAAAACCAGAGCACUUAUGAGAGCGCGCUCAGCAAAGCAGCGUUUCCCAGUCGCCCAGUGGGUUGAGGAAUUGGAGAUAUUGCAAUCGACUGCCAUUCGAACUCACGACAGGAUCGUGUCGGAAAGAAAUGGCUGGUCUUCCGUGACCUUAGUCCAUCCACAUCCAAGCAUUCAUCCUACAUUGGCUAAUGCCAGACACGCGUCUCACGGAUUCUCCGAUGGUCCCGGCCAUAGCGACGAUGGAUUUCGAAGCGGCCUUACUUCUCGCGCAUCUAUGGAGUCAUUGCCAUCACUAACAGGGUCGGAUGGAGAUGCAAUCACCCCACUGCGACCUUCCACGCCGACCACACCUGGAGGCACCUCGACAGGUAACCGAAGCAGCUACCCUCCACCUGUACCAGACAUCCCCGAUCACUAUAAACGCAACUCGUUCCCCGCUUCCAGGCUCUCGCUGAUAAACGUGGUCGGAGAAAAGAACGACUUCAACCUGCAAAAGGUCGAUCCAUUCUUCACGGACUCGAACGGCCACUUCUAUCGUCGCUUCAGUCGAAAACUGCAGGCUCUGGAUGGCAAAAACUCCGAAAGCGACCACUGCAUCGAAGACUUCCUAGUCAAGUCAGAGAAAGAAUGGUUCAAUGAGUUCAGAAACGCAAAAUUGGGUAUGCUCAAACAGGAGAGUACCACAACUCUAGUCACCCGGCAGUCACGCCCUGCGUCAAUCGCGCCCUCUGAACCUGAGACUGCCGAUGGAAGCUCGAUCAAGGAAUCAGGCAUUACUACCUCUGCUUUCGCACUAGGAGAUGAGUACAAGCCACCUCGAGGUCUGGGCAAAUGGAUGCAAGUCAAGGUGUUCACAUGGCCACUCUACGCGUACUUCCUCGCUCUCGGUCAAAUCAUCGCAGCCAACAGUUACCAGAUCACAUUGCUUACUGGAGAGGUUGGUCAGACAGCGACCAAGCUGUACGUCGUCGCAUCCAUCUACCUUCUGGCUUCUAUGAUGUGGUGGUACCUGUUCAGACGUUUCGCAUCCGUGGUGGCUCUGUCACUGCCAUUCUUCUUUUACGGACUGGCAUUCUUCAUCGUCGGCCUAGCUCGAUUCGCUCCGACGUACGUCGGCGUGGGUUGGGUGCAGAAUGUCGGCACUGGAUUUUAUGCGCUGGCCUCGGCAUCUGGUGCCCUCUUUUUCGCAUUGAAUUUCGGAGACGAGGGUGGUGCACCUAUCAAGUCGUGGGUGUUGCGUGCCUGCCUCAUCCAAGGCUCCCAGCAAAUCUACGUGGUAGCUCUCUGGUACUGGGGCAGCUUUCUCUCCCGCCGCACCUCUGCAGGCAUGACUGCCAACAGCGAUCCUGUCGUUGGCACGUGGAAGGUCACAGCGAUCACUCUGCCUAUUGGCUUCGCACUUUGGCUGAUUUGUCUCGUAAUGUGGACCGGACUACCAGCUUACUAUCGACAAGCACCAGGAAAGAUGCCAAGCUUCUAUCGCUCGAUCGCGCGGAGAAAGGUCAUCCUCUGGUUCUUCGUCACUGCCAUUGUGCAGAACUUCUUCCUCAGUGCGCCAUAUGGUCGCAACUGGUCUUUUCUCUUCAGCAGCCAGCACGCUUCCGGAUGGCAGGUGUUCGCGCUGGUAGCAUUCUUCUUCAUUGGCGUUUGGGCGGCAUUCUGCGGGUUGUUUGCAUAUUUGUCCAAGUCGCACUCUUGGAUUCUGCCGCUGUUCGCCAUUGGUCUUGGAGCUCCUCGCUGGGCUCAAAUCUGGUGGGGCACCAGCAACAUCGGUCUCUGGCUCCCUUGGGCUCCUGGCAGCAUCGACACUGGCACGAUUUACGUCGCGAGCGCCCUGCUAUCCCGAUCUCUGUGGCUGUGGCUCGGUGUCCUCGAUGCCGUCCAAGGCGUUGGUCUGGGCAUGAUCAUGCUCGGCACGUUGACAAGAACGCACGUAGCGUUCGCCGUGACAGCGAUGCAAGUCAUUGGAUCUCUCGCAACGAUGCUGGGCCGCGGUGUUGGCCCGAACAGACUCGGACCCGGGCCGAUCUCUCCAGACAUCAGCGGUGGCGCAGAAGCCAUUUGGCAGGCUUGGUUUUGGGUGGGCUUAAUUGCAAAUCUUGCGUUGUGCGUUGGGUUUUACAAGUUCUUCCGGAAGGAACAGCUUACGAAGCCAUGA